AACAACAAACUGGCGGCAUCUAAUGUUGCAAUAGUGUAAAUUUAUUAAUUUUAAAACUUUAAAAACCCAUGUGCUUGCCGCAUUAGGCGCACAACAAAAAUAUUGUGAUACUCUGUUAAAUUAAUGAAAAUUAUAAUAAUGAAUUUUCUGAGCAUAUUGCUGAUCUUUGGAAGUGUGAUAAUAAUAGAAUGCGGACAAAGUUCAUCACCAUUUGGCAGAGGCUUUUUCAGUUCUGUAGUUACACCCACAUCGCAUUAUUCGAUUCAUCAUGGGGGCGGUACUAGUAGUGGAUUUGUGCCUUUGACUUAUAAGAGUGAUUCGAAGCCGGAAGAAAGCAAUCAUAGAUCAUCAUCGAAGCAGUCCAGGAAACGAAAGUAUAAGGGCUACAGUUCGGUAUGUAUAUUUUUCAUCACCUACUUACUCUUUUUUAUUCUCACUUCUCCUAUUAAUUUCUAUAUCUUCUCUCCACAGGAUGAAGAUGAUAUUUCGUCUGAAAGUUUUACAUCCGAUGAAUACUCAAAUGAAGCCAAACAUCCAUUCGGAGAGAAUGACAGUCGGGAAUAUACCAUUGGCACUCAUAUACGUGUUCAACAUCCCAUAACAAUACCCAAAAAGUCCACAAUACCACCAUAUCCCACAAAGAGUUCAAAAUAUACAACCAUACCUAAUAUGGGCGGCUAUUCCAUGGAUGUUUCUCACGAAGAACAUGGUUCUGAUUCUUAUUUGCCAUCAACAUCUUCGAAAAAGCUAAAAUAUUCCAAACUCUAUGAGCCCGAUCCAUUUCAUGUCAUUUCACCACCCAACUCUAAAAUACCAUCUCACCAUCAUCAUCAUCAUCCUCAGUCUGCAUCUGCUUAUGGUGCCAGCUAUAAUGCCUAUGAACCCGAUACUGAAUCAUAUGAGAAUCCAGAAGUGGCUGUUAAACAUCUCAAGACAAAUUUAAGAGACCGCUACAAGGGUGUGGCUUCCAAAAAGCAAAUUGAAAAAUAUAUUGAAGAUCAAGAAAAGAUGUUGGAUGAAGCCUUGAAGCUUCAACUCCUUACCAGUCCAAAGUUUCAGAAACUUUUGAAAACGGCCGAAAAUGAACAUCAAUUUAAACAACCUGAAUUUGAAGAUGAAUAUAUUGCCAACGUACCACAUCAAUUCCGAGACAGUUUCCACAAGAGUGUGCCUCCAAAAUCAAUUCGCUCCCGUCGUCGUCCACAAAAGUCCAAGUCGUCGGUUUUGUCCAAGCCAAAUCGAAAAUAUCGUUCAGCGUUUGUUAUUGAAGUCUGAGUAAUACUUAUAGACUUGUACGAAGUUAAGUUAAUUUAAUCGUAUUUUUGUGUAGUAACUAUAAAUUAUUUUAUCUUAAAUCUAAGAAGUUUAAUUUUACUAAUUGUAAACAUUUUUUUAUAAUAAAUUAAACAAUAAAUAAAAUAAAAAAAUAAA
Molecule: messenger RNA, 1431 nt
Organism: Calliphora vicina (urban bluebottle blowfly)
Lineage: Eukaryota; Metazoa; Arthropoda; Insecta; Diptera; Calliphoridae
Exons: 2
Coding region: 124-1275 (383 amino acids)
Source: RefSeq, a predicted model, not a curated record